AUGUCAUCUACUAAUACUGCAACUGAUACUAGUGACUCGACAUCACAAUCGAGUUCUCCAAUUGUAAUUAUAAUAAUUGUCGUGGCUAUAGUUGGUCUUAUUGCUGGAGUUGCCGUGAUUUUGUAUUUCAAUUUCCAACGAAAGAAAAAAAAAAGAGAUAAUAAAUUAAAACCUCUCAUGCUUGCUUCCUCACGCGUAGAACCUCAUCCUCAUAAAAAUACAACACGUGGUAUUUCGGAUGUUACCUCACAUGUACAAAAAAAACAUGAUGUCCCGUCUGUCGUGUUUGAAGUACCAGAAAGCGAAAAGUAUGGAAUUCAUGAAAAAGUUAUAACUGAAGAAGACUCCCUUAGAUCCCCGCCUUUGGUUAGAGAAGGACCUGGAGGUUUGAGACGAACACCAACUAGGUCAAUGACUAUGCCUAUGCCAUCUAGAGGAGGUGAAGAGUUUUCGUCAUCGGAGGAGGAGUAUGAUGAUGACGGCGACGACGACGAAGAAGCAUAUACAGGGGUAUCACAACAACAUUAUACACAUUCCGGUGAAACAUAA
Molecule: messenger RNA, 549 nt
Organism: Cetraspora pellucida
Lineage: Eukaryota; Fungi; Glomeromycota; Glomeromycetes; Diversisporales; Gigasporaceae
Source: the annotation of a GenBank genome assembly